UAUCUUUUCCCUCCCAUUUCACAACUACUACUUCAUUGCAUUGCAUGCUGCUUCGCUUCUACGCUUCUCUUUUGUUUUUCCCAUGUUGUUUUUGAUCACCUACAACACAAAUCAUAAUCAUUUGACGCUCUAUCCAAAUCAGUGAUGAUUUCUGGCUGAUUGCCUGUAAAGUUGGAAAUGGAGAGGAGAUCGGUAGAUGUGUUUCAGCCUUCUGCGCGCCGUAGUGACGUUACUAGGAGCCAGGGAAGUGAUAUUCAGGUGAUUCCAAUGCGGGGGGAACCCCCUGUGCGAGAUAAAUGGAUGGCAUUUCAGUCCCAGCCUACGAAUUCUGGUCAUGGGGAUUCCGUGAGAGAAGGGGAGAAUGACAAGGAAGCAAAAAGGAUAGCUAAAAGAACUGCCGAGUGGGGACUCAUGGUUAAGACAGGUGUGGGUGAAGGUAGCUUUCAUGCCAUCCCUAUUGGCUCCGGAGAAGGAGACAGGGCUAGGAACUCAUCCGAGAGACCUACUGGAUCAGCACGGUCAUCCGGGGACUCUGUGCUUGGGUCUGAGCAUCCGAGGGUGUCUCAGGAUCUCAAGGAUGCUUUGGCCACUCUGCAGCAGACAUUUGUUGUCUCUGAUGCAACAAAGCCGGAUUGCCCCAUUGUGUAUGCUAGCAGUGGAUUCUUAACAAUGACUGGCUACUCUUCAAAGGAGGUUAUUGGAAAGAAUUGCCGCUUCCUGCAGGGCCCGGAUACGGACCAGGAUGAGGUGUCCAAGAUAACAGAUGCAACUAGAAAUGGAUCAAGCUAUUGUGGGAGGCUUUUGAACUACAAAAAGGAUGGCACUCCCUUCUGGAAUCUGUUGACAGUCACUCCAAUCAAAGAUGAUAAAGGAAAAACUAUCAAGUUCAUUGGAAUGCAGGUCGAGGUCAGCAAGUACACGGAAGGAGUGAAUGAUAAAUCACUACGUCCAAAUGGAUUACCAAAGUCAUUAAUUCGUUAUGAUGUUCGUCAAAAGGAAGAGGCUUUAGGUUCCAUCACAGAAGUUGUACAAACCGUGAAGGAUCCAAAGUUGCAAAUAGCGUCAAAUCUGGAUUACAUGCUUCCUGUAAUAGCUGAAAGUGACACCAAAAGCACCCCAGGAAGACGUACCCCUGAACUGGGUGGAAAGAGCAGCUUGACUCGUUCUGGUUCUCAUCAGGAGACAAACAAGUCCAGAAAGUCCACACGCGUUUCCUUGCUGGGUAACAAAGGGAGGACUUCAAGUAAUGCAGGAAUGAUUGAAAAUCAGCCAGAUAUUGAGCCAGAGAUCCUAAUGGUUAAUGAUCUUGAACGUACACCGAGUUGGGGACGAACUGAAAGAGAGAGAGAUAUACGUCAGGGCAUUGACUUGGCAACAACUUUAGAACGCAUAGAGAAGAAUUUUGUGAUAACUGAUCCUAGACUUCCUGACAAUCCUAUCAUAUUUGCAUCAGACAGCUUUCUUGAACUAACAGAGUUCACCCGUGAAGAAAUUUUGGGGAGGAAUUGCAGGUUUGUUCAGGGACCAGAAACCGACCAAGCUACUGUGCAAAAGAUAAGGGAUGCCAUCAAGGAACAAAGAGAAAUUACUGUCCAGUUGAUUAAUUACACAAAGAGUGGUAACUUAUGGCUUUCGAUAUCCUUUACGUACAAAUAUAAAGAGGAACUAAUGUUUGUUCUCGAAACUGAAUGCCUCUCUUAUAAAAAACAAAUUUCAGGGAAGAAAUUCUGGAACUUAUUUCACUUGCAGCCUAUGAAAGAUCAGAAGGGUGAACUACAAUACUUUAUUGGUGUGCAACUAGAUGGCAGCGAUCAUAUGGAACCUCUGAGGAACCGCCUCUCUGAGAGAACAGAACAACAGAGUGCUAAAUUGGUUAAAGCUACAGCAGAAAAUGUCGAUGAAGCUGUUCGGGAACUUCCUGAUGCCAACUCGACACCAGAGGACCUGUGGGCUUUACAUUCUCAACCGGUGCGGGCCAAACCCCACAGAAGGGAUAGUGUUGCGUGGACGGCAAUAAAAAAGGUUACUGAAAAUGGUGAAAAUAUUGGAUUAAAUCAUUUCAAGCCAAUACGUCCGCUGGGAUGUGGAGAUACUGGCAGUGUUCAUUUGGUGGAACUGAUUGGCACUGGUCAACUGUUUGCCAUGAAAGCUAUGGAUAAAUCCAUGAUGCUAAAUCGUAACAAGGUUCACCGUGCAUGCAUUGAAAGAGAAAUUAUCUCACUCCUGGAUCAUCCAUUUCUUCCCGCGCUGUACUGCUCUUUUCAGACCCCUACGCAUGUUUGCUUGAUAACAGAUUUUUGUCCUGGGGGAGAGUUAUUUGUAUUGCUUGACAAACAGCCAUUGAAAAUGUUUAGAGAGGACUCAGCCAGGUUUUAUGCAGCUGAAGUCUUCAUUGGUUUGGAAUAUCUUCAUUGUCUAGGAAUUAUCUACCGGGACUUGAAACCAGAAAAUAUUCUUCUUCAAAAGGAUGGGCAUAUUGUGUUAGCUGACUUUGAUCUGUCACUAAAAACACCUUGUAGACCUCAAGUUAUUAAGCCUCCUCUACUAAAGAAAAGAAGAAAGAGGAGUCAGCCACCUCCUAUUUUUUUCGCAGAACCAAACGCACAGUCAAAUUCUUUUGUCGGAACUGAAGAAUACAUUGCACCAGAAAUCAUUACUGGUGAAGGCCAUAGUAGUGCCAUCGAUUGGUGGGCUCUUGGUAUAUUGUUGUAUGAAAUGCUUUAUGGGCGUACACCGUUUAGGGGGAAGAACAGGCAGAAAACCUUUGCCAAUGUCCUGCACAAGGAUCUCACCUUCCCAAGUAGCAUUCAGGUUACUCUUCCAGCAAGGCAAUUGAUUCAUGCACUAUUGAAUCGAGAUCCAUCAAGUCGUCUAGGAUCAAAUGGCGGUGCAAAUGAGAUCAAGGAACACCCUUUCUUCAAAGGAAUAAAUUGGCCUCUCAUCCGUUGCACGAUCCCCCCACCGCUCGAUGCACCUCUUGAGGUAAUUGUGAAAGAAGAUGCCAAAGAUGUAAACUGGACAGACGAGGGAGUUCUCGUACAUCCUAUGGAAAUGUUCUAGAGUAUAGUAUCACGACGAGAUCUAUUUCGUCUGGAGCGGGAGACAGAGGACAGAGGAAGCAUGUUGUACAGGAAAACACAUAAGAGAAUCAGACUACAGUGGAUUCAAGCUUAACCACUUUUAAAUCAAGCAAUUUGAUGGUUUCAGUUAAUAUAGUCAUUUCCAUCAGUUGUCACUGUGUUUUGAUUGUUUGUAUCUAGUGAGUUUUUACCAUGCACUCUUUCCAUCCACUUCUACCUCUGAAUAAAGGUAUGUUUUGUAUAAUGAUUAUGCAACUCUUGUAGCUAUCUGUAUAUAUUUUACAGUACCUCAAGAAUAACUCUGUUUUGUGUGA
Messenger RNA from Salvia splendens (bonfire salvia), 3394 nucleotides. RefSeq names its product phototropin-2. The record is from RefSeq and is a predicted model, not a curated record. The transcript is spliced from 23 exons. Gene Ontology annotation, biological process: protein phosphorylation. Bases 178 to 3060 code for a protein of 960 amino acids. NCBI's taxonomy places the organism in Eukaryota, Viridiplantae, Streptophyta, Magnoliopsida, Lamiales, Lamiaceae. Gene Ontology annotation, molecular function: ATP binding; protein kinase activity.